Molecule: messenger RNA, 11364 nt
Organism: Cherax quadricarinatus
Lineage: Eukaryota; Metazoa; Arthropoda; Malacostraca; Decapoda; Parastacidae
Product: TATA box-binding protein-associated factor RNA polymerase I subunit B
Biological process (GO): nucleolar large rRNA transcription by RNA polymerase I; RNA polymerase I preinitiation complex assembly
Cellular component (GO): RNA polymerase transcription factor SL1 complex; RNA polymerase I core factor complex
Molecular function (GO): RNA polymerase I core promoter sequence-specific DNA binding
Source: RefSeq, a predicted model, not a curated record
GGAAGGUUCAGUACGGGGUCACAUCUACUGGCCCUAGAAACUCUCAACAAGACCUCGCCAACAUGUAAAACUUCCCACACCGCUAACGCAGGCAUUCCACAAUGAAUAAGUGUAGUGAAUGUGGUGGAACUUCAUUUAGCCUAAGUGGUGGUCUCAUGAUAUGUGACCAGUGUGGAGUAGAAAAGCAAGGCUAUAUUGAACUUCAAAGUCAAGAAUGUAUCUCCGAAGUGGAUCGUUCACGUUUAUCUAAAAAGAUUGUGAAUGAAGGUGAAACAAAAAGUGUUGAAGAAGAGAAAGAAUUAAAUAAUUGGACAUCAUAUGAAGCAUAUAAUAUUAUUCUUCAUGAAUGGACUCAAGCACUGUGUGGUCUUGGAGCAUCACCUCACUUCAAGCAGGUUGUAUUCAAGCUUUGGGCAAUGUAUCUUCAUCAUAAUGAGAUUGCCUUUUUGAAACCAGGACAUUCCCAUAAACCAAAUGUGCAACCAAAAGUUUCAUUUUUACAAAGCCCAAGAGAUGUCCAGCUGAUAAUCCAAGGGAAGAGAAGUGUGUCCCCCAUCUCAAAUGCUAGUAGCAAGCGUAAAAAGAAGAAGAAAAUUUCAUCCAGAAUGGAAAAGAUGAUUGAAAGGUUGGAGAGGCAUAAAACUCAUCAAGAAGAGAAUGUGAGGAAGAAAUCAUCAUCAAUAAGUAAUAUGUUAGCGACAGAGUUGAGUAAGUCACUGAAUGAGUUUGAGUUAUCUUCACUCAACCUUAAUACUUCAGCUUCAGUCCUUACUGAAGACUCUUCUGUAUAUACUGAGAACAUGUGCCAUCCAUCUGACACAUCAAAUAAUGGAUUCAAGACAGAGCAGACAUCUACUACUGCCAGCAGUGACGUGCAUAUUUACAGUUCUGAUAAUUCAGAGCCAAAAAGUGAAUGUCAGCCUCUUGCACCUAGAGCACGAGUACGUCGCAACAGGUUUGUCCGAAAUUGGAUAGAAAACCAUAAAGAAAUCUAUGAUACUGAAACUGAAAGUGAGAUGAGAGAUGCAAAUGAAGUUGCAGAUGGCAACAAUGAAACAGCAUUUGAUUGUGCCAUCUCAUAUUCAUCUUCCAAGGCAAAAUAUUCUCAGAAAUCAAGAGCUCAAAAGUGGUUAUCCCACUUCACUUCUGGUCAAAAACGCUACCUACGAGAAAAGCAGGCGUUCGAGCUGUCUUUUCGCAAACUUCUCGGCUUAUUAUACCUCGCAGUUCUAAUAUGCAAGGAAAAAAUUCUUUUGCUGGAUCUAAUCCGAUGGUGCCGGGAGGGACACAUUCCCUACCUGUCAGCUCAGUACCUGUUAAAGCCAGACAUGAAAAUAUUUAGAUGUGACCUGCCAAUGUUAAAAGACCUCCAGAUUAUCCCAGAUGCAGAGUUGUUGCGAACUAUUGCUGGAAAUCUGAGUGUAUUAUUCAGCAUACAGUUUUUAUCUCUACCAUCUGUCAGUGAUGUGAUGAUCAGAUUUGUCAAGUUAUUUAGUUUGCCAGAGUCGGUGGGAAUCAUGGCACAAGAACUUGUUUUAUUAGGAAGUAAAAUGAUUAAGCCUUUACAAGGUGUUAGAAUUCCAGCCAUUGAAGUUAUGGCCAUGGCAGCCAUUAUUGUAGUUCUGAAGGCAUACUGUGGCAUCGAUGGCACUACUGAAGUUCAGCUUUCACAUUUUGCAGUGAAGAUUAAUGAAGAAAUUCAGCCCCAUAAUACCAUAUCACCACUCUUUUCAUGGGUAGAAUGGGAGAGGCAUGUGUGUAAGCUGAUAUGGUUCUGUAGCCAUGUGGACCCUGUGUGUGCACACCAUUGUCAGAAAUAUGAACAUUUGGUCACAAUGGACCCAUCACUGUUUUGCCAGUUCUACUGGAGUGAAGGAGUUUGGAGACAUCAGCAAACUUUAUCAAAGAAAGAUAAAUUACUGCAGUCUGUUACGAAGAAAUUUCUGGAUUGCAAAGGCGAUUCGCUUGACAAGCUUCUCAGUCAGCCUAGUAUAUUUAAGCCAACCCUUGAACCCUUCAUGAGCAUUGUUGAGCAGUUCCUGCAGCAGCAACACAGAGGUGAUAAAAUCCACAACAUUCAUCACAUGAUUAAGGUUGCCGAAGAACUUGUGAACAAAUCCUUCACUCACUAUUCUGUGAAUUGGACUGAGAAUUUGGAUGAAAUACAAAAGGAGUUGAAGAAAAGAAAGUCAAGAAUUAUUGUUCAGCCAGAAAGAGUUUCCAUUAGCCACAAUGCAAGAAAGAAAAAGCUUGACUCUGAUAAUGAAAAUAAUUUCUCUGUUUUAUCCUCAUCUGAUGAUAAUGACAGACCAGGAGGAAGGGAAAGUACACAAACUGUUUUCAAUAUUCCUCAGCCUCUGAAACACGUUUGGAUGUUAAAACAUUUCCGUAAAAAAUAUUAUAAAAAUACACUCGGUGAUCUCCCUUCCAGUUUUCAGUGGCUUGUGAGCCUUGGAAGUUUGGUGUGUGAAACAGUUGAAAGUGAUAUUUUGUAUUAUAUUCUACAGCUUGAUAAAAUAACAACAAAAAAAGAAAAGGAUAUAGUAAAUGGUACUAAUAGGGGAUUGUCCAAGAGUUCAUUAUAUUGGAAUAAUGGUAAAAAAUAGCAGUGAAAUUAAAUAAAGGACUCUGCUGUAUACCUGAUAUAAUACUGUACCUGCAAUUUAGUCAUAUUGCAAUGAACACUGAAAAUACAGGAGUCGGAAGUUACAAUUUAUGUAGUGGAUUUCACAGUCCAUUACAUCAAAGAUUUACUGCAGUUUUGGCAUGUUGGACUGAAAUGUUUUGCAAUUAUUUACUAUACACACAUUCCCUAAAACCAUGUGACGCACUUAAGUCAUCUUAGUUUAAAGUGCUGACCAUAGUUCUGGUUAGUUUUUUGUAUUUAUACACUGUAUUUCUUCUACAUACUGUUUGAGUUGCCCAAGAAUUGUUUUAGAUAAUCACCUCAGAAUCUGUAAUAUGCAGCACUGAUCUGUAAACAUGUUCAUUUUUGUAAUCUUCAUGGUGGCAGUUUCCUGAACUAAUUAUAUAAUAAUUUCAUAAGGGUAUUAUUAAGGAAGGGGUAGCAGUAAUGUUGAAUAUUCAGUUAUGGAAGGAGAAAAGAGAAUAUGAAUGUGUAAAUGCAAAAAUUAUGUGGAUUAAAGUAAAGGUUGGAUGCGAGAAGUGGGUCAUAAUAAGCGUGUAUGCACCUGGAGAAGAGAGGAAUGCAGAGGAGAGAGAGAGAUUUUGGGAGAUGUUAAGUGAAUGUAUAGGAGCCUUUGAACCAAGUGAGAGAGUAAUUGUGGUAGGGGACCUGAAUGCUAAAGUAGGAGAAACUUUUAGAGAGGGUGUGGUAGGUUAGUUUGGGGUGCCAGGUGUAAAUGAUAAUGGGAGCCCUUUGAUUGAACUUUGUAUAGAAAGGGGUUUAGUUAUAGGUAAUACAUAUUUUAAGAAAAAGAGGAUAAAUAAGUAUACAAGAUGUGAUGUAGGGCGAAAUGACAGUAGUUUGUUGGAUUAUGUAUUGGUGGAUAGAAGACUGUUGAGUAGACUUCAGGAUGUACAUGUUUAUAGAGGGGCCACAGAUAUAUCAGAUCACCUUCUAGUUGUAGCUACACUGAUAGUAAAAGGUAGAUGGGAUACAAGGAGAAUAGAAGCAUCAGGGAAGAGAGAGGUGAAGGUUUAUAAACUAAAAGAGGAGGCAGUUAGGGAAAGAUAUAAACAGCUAUUGGAGGAUAGAUGGGCUAAUGAGAGCAUAGGCAAUGGGGUCGAAGAGGUAUGGGGUAGGUUUAAAAUUGUAGUGUUAGAGUGUUCAGCAGAAGUUUGUGGUUACAGGAAAGUGGGUGCGGGAGGAAAGAGGAGCGAUUGGUGGAAUGAUGAUGUGAAGAGAGUAGUAAGGGAGAAAAAGUUAGCAUAUGAGAAGUUUUUACAAAGUAGAAGUGAUGCAAGGAGGGAAGAGUAUAUGGAGAAAAAGAGAGAGGUUAAGAGAGUGGUGAAGCAAUGUAAAAAGAGAGCAAAUGAGAGAGUGGGUGAGAUCUUCUUCUUUCAACAUACCAGCCGUAUCCCACCGAGGUGGGGUGGCCCAAAAGAAAAAACUGAAGUUUCUCCUUUUAAAUUUAGUAAUAUAUACAGGAGAAGGGGUUACUAGCCCCUUGCUCCCGGCAUUUUAGUCGCCUCUUACGACACGCAUGGCUUACAGAGGAAGAAUUCUGUUCCACUUCCCCAUGGAGAUAGGAAAUAAACAAGAACAAGAAUUAGAAAGAAAAUAGAAGAAAACCCAGAGGGGUGUGUGUAUAUAUGCUUGUACAUGUAUGUGUAGUGUGACAUAAGUGUAAGUAGAAGUAGCAAGACUUACCUGUAAUCUUGCAUAUUUAUGAGACAGACAAAAGACACCAGCAAUCCUACCAUCAUGUAAAACAAUUACAGGCUUUCGUUUUACACUCACUUGGCGGGACGGUAGUACCUCCCUGGACGGUUGCUGUUUACCAACCUACUACCUACAGUGGGUGAGAUGUUAUCAACAAAUUUUGUUGAAAAUAAGAAAACGUUUUGGAGUGAGAUUAACAAGUUAAGGAAGCCUAGAGAACAAAUGGAUUUGUCAGUUAAAAAUAGGAGAGGAGAGUUAUUAAAUGGAGAGUUAGAUGGAGGGAAUAUUUUGAGGAAUUGUUAAAUGUUGAUGAAGACAGGGAAGCUGUGAUUUCGUGUAUAGGGCAAGGAGGAAUAACAUCUUGUAGGAGUGAGGAAGAGCCAGUUGUGAGUGUGGGGGAAGUUCGUGAGGCAGUAGGUAAAAUGAAAGGGGGUAAGGCAGCCGGGAUUGAUGGGAUAAAGAUAGAAAUGUUAAAAGCAGGUGGGGAUAUAGUUUUGGAGUGGUUGGUGCAAUUAUUUAAUAAAUGUAUGGAAGAGGGUAAGGUACCUAGGGAUUGGCAGAGAGCAUGCAUAGUUCCUUUGUAUAAAGGCAAAGGGGACAAAAGAGAGUGCAAAAAUUAUAGGGGGAUAAGUCUGUUGAGUAUACCUGGUAAAGUGUAUGGUAGAGUUAUUAUUGAAAGAAUUAAGAGUAAGAUGGAGAAUAGGAUAGCAGAUGAACAAGGAGGCUUUAGGAAAGGUAGGGGGUGUGUGGACCAGGUGUUUACAGUGAAACAUAUAAGUGAACAGUAUUUAGAUAAGGCUAAAGAGGUCUUUGUGGCAUUUAUGGAUUUGGAAAAGGCAUAUGACAGGGUGGAUAGGGGGGCAAUGUGGCAGAUGUUGCAGGUGUAUGGUGUAGGAGGUAGGUUACUGAAAGCAGUGAAGAGUUUUUACGAGGAUAGUGAGGCUCAAGUUAGAGUAUGUAGGAAAGAGGGAAAUUAUUUCCCAGUAAAAGUAGGCCUUAGACAAGGAUGUGUGAUGUCACCGUGGUUGUUCAAUAUAUUUAUAGAUGGGGUUGUAAGAGAAGUAAAUGCGAGGGUCUUGACAAGAGGCGUGGAGUUAAAAGAUAAAGAAUCACACAUAAAGUGGGAGUUGUCACAGUUGCUCUUUGCUGAUGACACUGUGCUCUUGGGAGAUUCUGAAGAGAAGUUGCAGAGAUUGGUGGAUGAAUUUGGUAGGGUGUGCAAAAGAAGAAAUUAAAAGUGAAUACAGGAAAGAGUAAGGUUAUGAGGAUAACAAAAAUAUUAGGUGAUGAAAGAUUGGAUAUCAGAUUGGAGGGAGAGAGUAUGGAGGAGGUGAAUGUAUUCAGAUAUUUGGGAGUGGACGUGUCAGCGGAUGGGUCUAUGAAGGAUAAGGUGAAUCAUAGAAUUGAUGAGGGGAAAAGGGUGAGUGGUGCACUUAGGAGUCUGUGGAGAUAAAGAACUUUGUCCUUGGAGGCAAAGAGGGGAAUGUAUGAGAGUAUAGUUUUACCUACGCUCUUAUAUGGGUGUGAAGCAUGUUUGAUGAAUGUUGCAGCAAGGAGAAGGCUGGAGGCAGUGGAGAUGUCAUGUCUGAGGGCAAUGUGUGGUGUGAAUAUAAUGCAGAGAAUUCGUAGUUUGGAAGUUAGGAGGAGGUGCGGGAUUACCAAAACUGUUGUCCAGAGGGCUGAGGAAGGGUUGUUGAGGUGGUUCGGACAUGUAGAGAGAAUGGAGCGAAACAGAAUGACUUCAAGAGUGUAUCAGUCUGUAGUGGAAGGAAGGUGGGUUAGGGGUCGGCCUAGGAAAGGUUGGAGGGAGGGGGUAAAGGAGGUUUUGUGUGCGAGGGGCUUGGACUUCCAGCAGGCGUACGUGAGCGUGUUUGAUAGGAGUGAAUGGAGACGAAUGGUUUUUAAUACUUGACGUGCUGUUGGAGUGUGAGCAAAGUAACAUUUAUGAAGGGGUUCAGGGAAACCGGCAGGCCGGACUUGAGUCCUGGAGAUGGGAAGUACAGUGCCUGCACUCUGAAGGAGGGGUGUUAAUGUUGCAGUUUAAAAACUGUAUUGUAAAGCACCCUUCUGGCAAGACAGUGAUGGAGUGAAUGAUGGUGAAAGUUUUUCCUUUUCGGGCCACCCUGCCUUGGUGGGAAUCGACCGGUGUGAUAAUAAAAAAAAAAAAAUAAAUAAAUAUUAUUUUAUCAAUAUCUACCUUCAGAAAUGGUCUUAGAAUUAGCUUUAAUGGAAUUCAUCUAUUUUUUUUUUUUCAACACACCAGCUGUAUCCCAACAAGGCAGGGUGACCUAAAAAGAAAAAUGGAAGUUUUUCUUUUUUUCAAUUUAUUAAUUUAUACAGGAGAAGGGGUUACUAACCCCUUGCUCCCAUUCAUCUAUUUUUUUUUUUUUUAACAAGUCGGCCAUCUCCCACCGAGGCAGGGUGACCCAAAAAGAAAAUACUUUCAUUAUCAUUCAACACUUUCACCUCACCACACAUAAUCACUGUUUUUGCAGAGGUGCUCAGAACACGACAGUUUAGAAGCAUAUACGUAUAAAGAUACACAACAUAUCCCACCAAACUGCUAAUAUCCCGAAAUCCCUCCUUUAGAGUGCAGGCAUUGUACUUCCCAUUUCCAGGACGCAAGUCCAGCUAUAUAAAAAUAACUGGUUUCCCUGAAUCCCUUCACUAAAUAUUACCCUGCUCACACUCCAACAGAUCGUCAGGUCCCAAAUACCAUUCGUCUCCAUUCACUCCUAUUGAACACGCUCAUGCUCGCUUGCUGGAAAUCCAAGCCCCUCGCCCACAAAACCUCCCUUACCCCUUCCUUCCAACCUUUUCGAGGACGACCCCUACCCCGUCUUCCUUCUCCUACAGAUUUAAAUGCUCAUGUCAUUCUACUUUGAUCCAUUCUCUCUAAAUGACCAAACCACCUCAACAACCCCUCUUCAGCCCUCUGACUAAUACUUUUAUUAACUCCACACCUUCUCCUAAUUUCCACACUCCAAAUUUUCUGCAUAAUAUUUACACUGCACAUUGCCCUUAGACAGGACAUCUCCACUGCCUCUAACUGCCUCCUCACUGCUGCAUUUACAACCCAAGCUUCACACCCAUAUAAGAGUGUUGGUACUACUAUACUUUCAUGCAUUCCCUUCUUUGCCUCCAUAGAUAACGUUUUUUGACUCCACAUAUACCUCAACGCACCACUCACCUUUUUUCCCUCAUCAAUUCUAUGAUUAACCUCAUCCUUCAUAAAUCCAUCCGCCGACACAUCAACUCCCAAGUAUCUGAAAACAUUCACUUCUUCCAUACUCCUCCUCCCCAAUUUGAUAUCCAAUUUUUCUUUAUCUAAAUCAUUUGAUACCCUCAUCACCUUACUCUUUUCUAUGUUCACUUUCAACUUUCUACCUUUACACACACUCCCAAACUCAUCCACUAACCUUUGCAAUUUUUCUUUAGAAUCUCCCAUAAGCACAGUAUCAUCAGCAAAAAGUAACUGUGUCAAUUCCCAUUUUGUAUUUGAUUCCCCAUAAUUUAAUCCCACCCCUCUCCCGAACACCCUAGCAUUUACUUCUUUUACAACCCCAUCUAUAAAUAUAUUAAACAACCAUGGUGACAUUACACAUCCCUGUCUGAGACCUACUUUUACCGGGAAGUAGUCUCCCUCUCUUCUACACACCCUAACCUGAGCCUCACUAUCCUCAUAAAAACUCUUUACAGCAUUUAGUAACUUACUACCUAUUCCAUAUACUUGCAAAAUCUGCCACAUUGCUCCCCUUUCCACUCUAUCAUAUGCCUUUUCUAAAUCCAUAAAUGCAAUAAAAACUUCCCUACCUUUAUCUAAAUACUGUUCACAUAUAUGCUUCAAUGUAAACACUUGAUCUACACAUCCCUUACCCACUCUGAAACCUCCUUGCUCAUCCGCAAUCCUACAUUCUGUCUUACCUCUAAUUCUUUCAGUUAUGACCCUACCGUACACUUUUCCUGGUAUACUCAGUAAACUUAUUCCUCUAUAAUUUUUACAAUCCCUUUUGUCCCCCUUCCCUUUAUAUAGAGGGACUAUACAUGCUCUCCGCCAAUCCCUAGGUACCUUCCUUUCUUUCAUACAUUUAUUAAACAAAAGUACCAACCACUCCAACACUAUCCCCCCCUGCUUUUAACAUUUCUGUCAUGAUCCCAUCAGUUCCAGCUGCUUUACCCCCUUUCAUUCUAUGUAAUGCCUCACGUACCUCCCCAUACUUACAUUCUGCUCUUCUUCACUCCUAAAAGAUGGUAUAUCUCCCUGGCAGGUGCAUGAAAUUACCGCCUCCCUUUCUUCCUCAACAUUUAAAAGUUCCUCAAAAUAUUCUCGCCAUCUACCUAAUACCUCCCUCUCCCCAGUAUUAAAUAUAUAACUAGGUAGUAGGUUGGUAGACAGCAACCACCCAGGGAGGUACUACCGUCCUGCCAAGCGAGUGUAAAACUGAAACCUGUAAUUGUUUUACAUGAUGGUAGGAUUACUAGUGUCUUUUCUUCUUUCAUAAACAUGCAAGAUUUCAGAUACAUCUUGCUACUUCUACUUACACUUAGGUCACACUACACAUGCAUGUACAAGCAUAUAUAUACACACCCCUCUGGGUUUUCUUCUAUUUUCCUUCUAGUUCUUAUUCUUGUUUAUUUCCAUUAAAGUGGAACAGAAUUCUUCCUCCAUAAGCCAUGCGUGUUGUAAGAGGCAACUAAAAUGCCGGGAGCAAGCGGCUUGUAACCCCUUCUCCUGUAUAGAUUACUAAAUUUAAAAAGAGAAACUUUUGUUUUUCGUUUUGGGCCACCCUGCCUCAGUGGGAUGCAGCCAGUUUGUUGAAAAAAAAAAAAUAUACACAUCACAGACCAGGCUGAGAAACACUCUCCGGGUGUACACUACACCCUCCGUCUUUCAAGUACCUGGUCCCGGAAACACCAACAUUAAUUCUAAUUUCACAGACCAGCUCUUGCCAGAAUGACCAUGGCCUUCAUGUCUCAGACACUGAACUUUUUUUUUCUUUCUUUCUUUCUUUCUUUCUUCCAAUAACUGGCCAUAUCCCACUGAGGCAAGGUGACCUAAAAAGAAAAAUACAAGUUUUUCUUUUUAAAUUUAAUAAUGCUUAAUUUCUUACAUGUUUGAAAAUAAAAGGAUUAGGUUUGCAGUAAAACUCCUUUGAGUAUCAGUGCUUUAUUUUUCACUUACAGUAAUGCAGUUCACCUCUAAUUUCAUCCAUUUAUCUAGUUGGCACAUGCUAUUUCAUACAGAUAAUAUAUAUUAUGUCAAUUUAUAUCAAUGUAGGUAGCAUUUACACUUUGAUUUAGUGCUACAGCCCCCUUCUUUCCCUCUCCAUCUGUGGUAUAUUGCUGUAAUACUGUUACUUAGAUGGUUGUAACACUGUAUUACUUAUUACCAUACUGUACUUGGACAUGCUGUUGAGGCAAUGAAUGAUAUUGUUCCAAGUAAGUAGUUUUCUUUAAUGUUGUGUUGAACUUUUUACUCAGACAUGAUUUAAGAAAAUUUAUCACCCAUCUCUCACUUUUUACAUACCUGGUACAUGCUUCAUAAAACAUAGCUGUCUUUAUUAGCACUUCUAAACUUCAUUAUGCAUAGACUAUUAAAGUGAUUCCUUUGUAAUAUUUGUAUGUGGCUGGGAGGUUAUAUAGUAUGUAAAAUUAUUCAAGAAAUUGGAAUGCAAAUCACGACUAUACAGUGAUAAAUCUUCAAGCUUGAUAUAGGUUACUGUUAGUAUUGAGUACAUAAAGUCAUAACUUUUCUCUUGCAGAAGAAUAAAGCAGUAUUGUGCAAAAUGUUUGAGAUACUCUAUCACUCAUCACUCCGUCAAAUAAAGAAAAGUUAAGCAGUUAUCUUGUGUCAAUGUUGAUAUAGUUUUCUGGGUUUGACAUUAGAUACCCUAAACUAACUUUGAUCACAGUAAACAUUCUCUGCCUCAAGUAUAUUGUAGGAUACAGUGUUGAGAUCUAAUAUAGUGUGUGUAUCUUACCAGAAGUAAUUUAAGAGAAAAUGAGUGAUAAAGUAGCACAGUUUUUCAGUCUUUUUACAAAGAGCAAAGUAAUUACUUCCUGAGAGUGAUUAGUAUUUAAAAUAGAAAGGUGAUACAUGUAUUAGUUACUGAGAGGUAUUAGUAUCUUAAGUAGGAAGUGAGUUAGUAUGCAAGAGUGUGUGUACUCAUCUAUUUGUGGUUACAGGGGUCAAGUCACAGUUCCUGGCUGUUAAUGUAUGUGUGUGUGUGUGUGUUUUUAGUAUACAAAGUUGAAUUAACAAUAGUGAGUGUUUCCUUAUUUUGGUUGGUCUACCUUGGUAGGAAAUGGUUAAUACUUAAAAAAAAUUAGAUGGUAAGGUAUGACUUCCUUUUCUAAACCCAUGUUUUUGAUCUAUCGUGUCUGUAUUUUCCUUAAUCUUAGGAUCUUCUCUAGGACUUCAUGGGAUGUAUAGGGGAAGGAUACUGGCCAGUUAUUUAAGGAUUCUCCUUGUCCCCAUUUUUUUUCUUAAUAUUGGCAGUUUUCCAUCUACUUGGAACGUAUCUCUGUAAGUUUCACAAGUGGUUAGUGUUGUAUGACCCUGGUGGUUUAGCGCUUAGUUUUGAUUAUAAUAAUAAUUCACAAGUGGUACAUAUUGUAGCUCUUUGAUAGUGUCUUAUUCAAAAUAUAAGGCCCCUCCUGCAGUAUUUAUGAUGGCAGCUUGCCUAGUAUGAUGCAUUACUGGGUAAUUUGUUAUUUAUUUCCUUUCAGUAGGACUUGAACUUCAUUGUUGGUAGAAAAGUGAAACAAAAAAAUUUAAGUAAAUAAAUAAAUUUAAAAGAAACACCUAAAAAAAAAAAUAGUGACAGUAGGAGAAUUGACAGACUUCACUGGAUAAGUAAUGACUAUAUGGAUAAACCUGGUUUAGCACUUUAAUAAUAAUAUAAGAAUAAGCAUGUAAAUGGAAUACAGAAAAAAAAUCAAAUAUUAUAGCACUAUUGUGCAUUGCUACGAGUCAUUAAUAAAAUUAUUUGUACUUGACAAUAUUAUAAAUGCUAAAA